GCUCUGCCUCCUUCGCUCUCGCUGCAGCGGUGAAAGCAGAGGGUUUAACCGAGACAAACCCGCGGAUGUGCCAUAAAACCGCCUGUUACCGCUGAGAUACCCUUCUGUGCCACAAGUUCACCUGCUGGGCUCGCAGCUCUCCGGUGGUGUAGUCGAAGAUAAGAAGCUAUCUGUGUUAAAGGGGAACCUGAGCAAGCUGAGAGCCACAUAAGAAGGGGGCGGGGGGGUGUUUGUCGGCCCGCUGCAGUCUGAAUCACCGGAGACUCGUCCCACCGCUGGUUCAUCAUCGACGUCGUUCGCCCAGUGUACGUGCAUCCUCUCGGAGGAAGAAAGCGACGGGAAGAGACGGGGGCCCGAGCCCGUGUUUGACCCUCUGCCGCAGCCCCGAGGUGCGCUGCUUGGUAGAGCAUGCUAAACAAUGAGCCAAAGGGACACACUGGUUCAUUUGUUCGCCGGAGGAUGUGGUGGCACAGUGGGCGCUAUUUUGACUUGUCCUCUGGAGGUUGUGAAGACAAGGCUGCAGUCCUCUUCCAUCACUCUCUACAUCUCUGAAGUCCAGCUCAGCACCGUCAAUGGAGCCAGUGUGGCCCGUGUCGCUCCACCUGGGCCUCUGCACUGUCUCAAGUUAAUUCUAGAGAGAGAGGGACCUCGUUCACUCUUCAGAGGACUUGGACCCAACCUUGUGGGUGUGGCACCUUCCAGAGCGAUCUACUUUGCGGCCUAUUCGACAGCCAAGGAGAAGCUGAAUGGGAUACUGGAGCCAGACUCUACCCAGGUGCACAUGGUGUCGGCUGGGAUGGCAGGGUUCACCGCCAUCACAGCCACCAAUCCCAUCUGGCUGAUCAAGACCCGUCUGCAGUUGGAAACCAGAACCCGGGGUGAGCGGCGAAUGAAUGCAUUUGAGUGCGUGCGGCGGGUGUACCAGAUGGACGGCGCGCGAGGUUUCUACAGGGGCAUGUCAGCCUCAUACGCUGGCAUCUCUGAGACCGUUAUCCAUUUUGUCAUCUAUGAGAGCAUCAAACGUAAACUGCUGGAGUCUAAGGCCCACGCCAGCAUGGACGAAGAGGAGGAGUCUGUGAAAGAUGCCUCAGACUUUGUGGGCAUGAUGCUCGCAGCAGCCACCUCCAAGACCUGUGCCACCUCCAUUGCCUACCCUCAUGAGGUGAUCCGCACACGGCUACGAGAGGAAGGCAGCAAGUAUCGGUCUUUCUUCCAAACUCUGCUGACUGUACCUAAGGAGGAGGGAUACCGGGCGUUGUACCGCGGCCUCACCACCCACCUCGUCAGACAGAUCCCCAACACCGCCAUCAUGAUGUGCACCUAUGAAGUGGUGGUCUACCUGCUUGGCCGUUAGCCCACCAGGUAUGUCUCCCUCCUGUUUAAAGAGGGAGACAGUUAGCAGAUGAUUGGCGAGGAAAAGUGAGGACAAAAUGUCAAAAUGAAGACCAAAGGAAGAAAAACUAGUGGACCAGAAGAGGACAAAUGGACAGAAGAUGAAGCCCUUUGUUACCAUAUCUGCAUCAUCACCUCCACUUCCCUUUAUCAGACUGAUAGAGGGUGCUACAGAUCACAGAAGAGGUAAUAUGGGUAGGACGAGAAAGGAGGCACUGACAGGAAAGACACAGAACGAGUUUGGCACCUGUUAAACAAAAGGUACCUCUGAAGGAAAAUAAAUGAAGCACAGUUCAGUGGCCUUAAUGGAAAGGGUUUUAGUUUGCGUCUUCUGAAGCAAAGAGUGAAAAAUUGCCUUUUCACUCUCGGAUAGGGAUAUUGUGAAAGGGGAAUGCUUGGAGGCAACGGAAUUUGACAGGAAAGAUGAUAACUGAAAUGUAGGUAAAUUUCAAUAAUCCAAGAACCUCUACUUGGCACUAUUCGUCUGCCCUUGCUUUAGUGCUGUGAGACUACUGUACGAUUAGAUAACUGGCAGUUAAGGAAUGUUCAUUGAAAGAAGAAUGUCAGAAGGAAGUUGGCAUUUAAAAACAAAGACAUGAGUCUGUUUUGAGGUUACCUGAACUACCCGUCUUUGCACUACAGAAAGUGAGGCUCCAAGUAUUCCCCUCUGAACACUGCAGUCAACACCCCCUCGGUGGCCUGAAGUUCAUACGUAGCAGUGAGCUAACUGGCCAAACACAAGAAAACACAAUGAUGAGCUUGUGACGGCCUGCCACUCGAACACAUGCCUCAGAAACCAGCACGUGUUCGAUAAAGAGUGUGUUGAAAUGCUGACUUGCUCAUUCAGCCUUUUAUUCCUCUACAGCUCGGUGCCUGGUGGUGACAUGCUUCAGCUGAAGUUGGCCUUCAGUGUUGGCAGUUUCUCUUUGUUCAAACUCAAAUAAGACGAGUAUACAAGGCCAGCUUCUGCCUGCACACAGUCACUGCUCAGGAGGACUUUAAAAUCUUGUGUGAAAACAUGAGACUAAUGUGUCCUUUUUUGAGAUGUGAAGUGUAAUUGUCCAAAAGGUACCAAGACUUAGUACUAUUGGAGUGCCACUACUUGAAUAUAAUGUGACGGUGUGGGGAAAUGUUGGAGUGGGAGAAUGUUUAUGGAGUUUCAUCAUCACCCCGUGUGUGUGUGAGUGUGUAUGUGUGUGUCUUACUUGUUGGUCACUUUCACAGUGAUAAUCUAACUAUGAAGGUUAGGGUUAGAGUGUGUGUGUGUGUGUGUGUGUGUGUGUGUGUACUUGUGUGUCUACAGUCAUGUGUGCCUGCAUGUAUAAUUAAUAUCUACUCCAGAUUUCCCUCCACUAACUAUUAAUCUUGCGAGACACUGCGGUUGCGAGUGUGGAGAAGCACCUGUGCGAUACUGGCAGCUUUUCAUUCCCACUCUCAUGCCAGUCCUUUCUUCUAGUGGCUUCCAACUGAUCUGAUAACAUGCACUUUUGUGGCCUUUUAGGGCUUGUGCUUUGCAUUUUAUUGUGUGGACAGUUUGAACUUGUACAUUGUAAAAGAAAAAAAGUAUUACUGUAUAUCAAAAUGGUAUUUUGCAUUUUCUGUUCUUAUAGCAGAUAUAUUGUACAGUUUAGAGUUCUCAGUAGUUGUGAAGGAUGUCCAAAUGUGUGUGUGUGUAUAUAAUAUAGAUCCUUUAUAUGCAUAUCAUUUGUUGCUUUUCUCUCAGACCCAUGUAUGAUCAUGCUGUAGUUUGCAUUUGCAAAUUAUUGCUUUCAUUUAUGUGCAAUUUUGACAUGGAUUGUUGAUAUGAAUAUUGAUAUUGCUUGGCUGAUUUUUCUUACAGUAUAAAUUGUGUUUUUUUUUUUGUAUGUGUAUGUUGCUGUCAUGCAAACAUUUGUGCUUACAUGAAAGCUGACAAAUGCUGCAGGACAAAUACUUUCAUGUAAGCGUUUGUGCUGAAGCAUUGGUCAUUUUACGGCAUUCAUAAAAAGUGUUCCAUUUUGUAAAGUUUGUCAUUGGUAAUGUUUACAUUGUUCAUUAGUUUCUGUCAGAUUAUUUUUGGUUCUCCAAGCAACGUGUUUUGAAAAUCAAGAUUUUUUUUUUUAUAGUAUUUUAAUGUAAGAGCUCGAGAACUGAUAUUGUGCUUCUACAACACUGUACAGAGUACCACAGUGUGUUGGGACUGUUAAAAACUGAAUUAAAGAGAUCCAGAACUUGCUAAACUAAUCUAACUAAUACUGAGGACGGUUGUUGGUAAGAGACGGUAAAUGUACCCUUUAAAUGAUCCAUUCAAAAAGUUAAUACAGCAUACAUAAAGAUUGAUCUUUUCAAAUUGUAUCCAAGCACCUCUUAUAUUGUUUAUUAUCAAAACAGCCUUUUUUACUUGACUUUUAAAACUUCUGUUGAGCAGAGAAAAGCCGUCCCUCAACACCCUCUCUGAUCCCAGUGGUCUCACUGCACACUGCUACAUAUGGAAAUGAUAAAGACUGCACAGUUUCCAUGUUUAAAAGUAUUGUUUAUUUCAUCAAUUACAGGAAAUCUGGUGCGUUCAUGUUGUUGAAUGCUCUCGUUUUUUCCACACUUGUUGCUGGAUCCUUUCAGAGGCAAACCAAGGCCUGUGUUGUACCUUGUUAUAGUUAUUGAUUUUCAGUCUCCAUUGACAUGUUGCUAGCCUAUAGUUGCUGUCGGUGCUUGAAAAAAACAAAUUGCUGACUGAGCAAUAGCUUUUAUCUCUGGCUUCAUCGCAGUAGUACUUGAGGUCAAAUUACCAAAAUGUGACAUAAACAGACAACUGGACAAACGGUGCAAACAUUUCACUUUAUUUUUUACCUCUCAUUUCAGUGUCUGUAUGCAAUUCAAUAUCUAACCUGUACGUUGGACAGGACGCAGCCUCAAGAAGGGUUGAAUGAAACCUGGAACAUUGGUUUUUGCCAGCUCAAUCAUUGAUGUAUUUUUUGUUUGUUUGUUUGUUUUUUAAACAAAAAGUAAAUAAAAAUCCACUUGUAACUAAAA
Morone saxatilis (striped sea-bass) is the source of this 4401-nucleotide messenger RNA. Its product is annotated as solute carrier family 25 member 36-A. The transcript has 7 exons. Gene Ontology annotation, cellular component: mitochondrion. NCBI's taxonomy places the organism in Eukaryota, Metazoa, Chordata, Actinopteri, Moronidae. Gene Ontology annotation, molecular function: pyrimidine nucleotide transmembrane transporter activity. Gene Ontology annotation, biological process: pyrimidine nucleotide import into mitochondrion. The record is from RefSeq and is a predicted model, not a curated record. Bases 419 to 1354 code for a protein of 311 amino acids.